This is a messenger RNA of Sesamum indicum (sesame), 649 nucleotides long. The record is from RefSeq and is a predicted model, not a curated record. Lineage: Eukaryota; Viridiplantae; Streptophyta; Magnoliopsida; Lamiales; Pedaliaceae.
AUAAAUACCAAUUCAUCGUAGUCAUGAACAACAUUCAUACAAAUACAAUCCCAGCUCCAACAAAACUAGUCAAAACCAAAUGGCACUUUUCUCUGCUUCCGACGCCUCAGCCACCGCAUUCAUCGCCCUCCUCCUCCUCCUUCUCCAGGGCACCUCCACCGGACAAGAACAAAUACCAAACUCCGACGUUGAUCUUUUGGAGUUCCCCUUGAACUUGGAGUUCUUGGAAGCAGAGUUCUUCUCUUUUGCAGCUUAUGGCAGGGGAUUGGACAGCAUGGCCCCCAAUCUGACCAAGGGCGGCCCGCCGCCUGUGGGUGGUAGGAGGGCCAACCUCAGCCCACUCAUAAGAGAUAUCAUUGCACAGUUUGCACUCCAAGAAUUUGGACAUCUGAGGGCAAUCCAAAACACAGUGAAAGGAUUUCCACGCCCACUUCUGAAUAUAAGUGCGGAAUCAUUCGCGACUGUGAUCAACAAUGCAUUCGAACGGCCUCUACUGCCUCCAUUUGAUCCAUACGCCAACGACAUCAACUAUCUUAUUGCAUCAUACAUCAUUCCUUACGUUGGACUCACCGGAUACGUUGGUGCAAAUCCUAACCUCCAAAGCACCACAGCCAAAACCGUAAUAUAUAAUUAAUUCUUAAAUACAUAU